AAACGACGUUUUGAACACUCGUUCAAAGGUCCGCGGGAGGAGUGAUACGAUUUUCUCGAUCAUAAUGGUUGAGUAACAAAGUGGGAGUAAAAGGAAAAUUAACGCAUCGAGUGUAAAAGAAACUGAAAUACAGUACUAGUGUUCGACAGUGUUUAGAUAUUCUACGCCAGCAAACAAUUACUGUUCCCAAUUGUUCUGCACGAUUUUUUUUUUCUCAAUACUGUGCUGUAUUGGUUUUGGAUACUAUUCAAACCCGAAAAGAAGAAAGAGAUUACAGUCGAAUAACCCGAAAAUUUUAAACUACGCCUCGGAAAGUCCUCGAUUCCCUCUGCAUUUAAGGUUUCGAUUAAGAACACCAUGAGUAAGCACAUGUAUUCGACAGCAAAUCUGACCGACAUAGAACUGAAGGACCAGGGCAAUCGGAUGUUCUCCGCGAGAAAGUACGAUGAUGCCAUCAAUCUCUAUACGAAAGCAAUUAUAAAAAAUCCAACCAAUGCUACCUACUUCACAAACAGAGCCCUCUGCCAUAUUAAAAUGAAACGAUGGGACACCUCCUGUACGGACUGCCGGCGUGCCCUGGAUAUGGAUCCCAACCUGGUGAAGGGUCACUUCUUUCUCGGCCUAAGCCUAAUGGAACUGGAAUCGUACGACGAAGCAAUCAAACACCUGAUGCGGGCACACGACCUUGCCAAGGAGCAGAAGCUCAACUUCGGCGAUGACAUUGCGUCACAGUUGCGGUUAGCGCGCAAAAAACGCUGGAAUAUCCAGGAGGAAAAACGAAUUUGCCAGGAGAUUGAACUGCAGAGCUAUCUUAACAGACUCAUCACUGAGGACAUGGAAAAUAGAAUAGCCAAAUUGAAACUGGAUGAUACAAUGAAUGAAGAUGCAGCGAGGGAACUAACCUCAGAAAUUGAACGUGAGAGUGAAAAUCACACAACUGAAUUGAAUAACAUUUUCGCAAAAGUGGACGAAAGGCGAAGAAAACGAGAGGUACCUGACUACUUGUGCGGUAAAAUCAGCUUCGAAUUGCUCGUGGAUCCCGUCAUUACACCGUCCGGUAUGACGUACGAGCGCAAGGAUAUCGAAGAGCAUUUGCAACGCGUCGGCCAUUUCGAUCCAGUCACCAGAGUAAAGCUGACGCAGGAUCAACUGAUUUCCAACUAUUCGAUGAAGGAAGUAGUCGAUGCCUUCCUGACCGAAAACGAAUGGGCCUUAGACUAUUAAGAGACAGUGUUGCUUUGGCACUACGGUUCGGUUCGGAAACGUUACGCUUUGCGUGUUCUAGAAAUGUCCUUUGCAAUGAUUAGUACUAAGCUAGCGAUUAAAACUCCAUUUCACUGUGAGAAAAAUUAACUUUUAAAUGUUUAAAACCAAAACAUUUUGUUCUUCAUUUGGCGCUAGAUAUUGUUAACGAAAUUGUUGAAAUUGUUGGACGUUCUGUUUUCAUUGCUAUAAAUUGGAUAAUUUUGUGUUAGUAUCAUGCCAAACCGCCACGUCCAAAAAAAAAGGUUUUUGUAUAUGUUCAGUAUCAUUUUUCGUGAAAUUCAAUUUGAUCUAUCUAUAUUACUAUAGAUUUUUCUAAUCCUGUAUUAUGUUCACGAGGUUUAUUGAUGAACAGAUAAUGUGAUAGUUUACUAAGGUAUCAUCCAACAAUAAAAAUAGUUAUCUUAGUUUCUAGAAGUCGAUAAAAUAAAAUAUCAUUAUGUUCAAUAAAACACUAAAUAAAACAAAUCCUUUUGAGGAAAACAUAAA
Molecule: messenger RNA, 1752 nt
Organism: Malaya genurostris
Lineage: Eukaryota; Metazoa; Arthropoda; Insecta; Diptera; Culicidae
Gene: STUB1
Product: E3 ubiquitin-protein ligase CHIP
Exons: 5
Coding region: 358-1224 (288 amino acids)
Biological process (GO): protein polyubiquitination; proteasome-mediated ubiquitin-dependent protein catabolic process; cellular response to misfolded protein
Cellular component (GO): Z disc; cytoplasm
Molecular function (GO): ubiquitin protein ligase activity; protein-folding chaperone binding
Source: RefSeq, a predicted model, not a curated record